Molecule: messenger RNA, 2651 nt
Organism: Solenopsis invicta (red fire ant)
Lineage: Eukaryota; Metazoa; Arthropoda; Insecta; Hymenoptera; Formicidae
Product: odorant receptor 4
Exons: 8
Coding region: 3-1028 (341 amino acids)
Biological process (GO): sensory perception of smell; detection of chemical stimulus involved in sensory perception of smell
Cellular component (GO): plasma membrane
Molecular function (GO): odorant binding; olfactory receptor activity
Source: RefSeq, a predicted model, not a curated record
UGAUGCCAUUAAUAAUAUUAAAACGUACUACAAAUGUUAUUAUUAAGGUGCUGUCUUCCGUAAUUUUGUAUAUAUUGUACCUACUACUUUAUCACUCUCUCCGUUUAAACAUUGAUGUUGUGAAGAAUUUAUUGAUGGAUUUUCAACAUACAUUUGAUAAGUUAAAGGAUGAAAAUGAAAUUGCUAUUAUAGAGAAAUACAGUUGCAUUGCGAAACGUUACACGAUAGCAUGCAUAGCAGGUGGAAUUUGCGUAAUAUUUAUUAUUAUUCUAACUCAAUUUAUGUCGAAAACAAUUGUUUUUGUUGUAUCGAUGAAUGUGUCUCAACCAUAUGAAUUCCACAUUUUGAUGAAGUAUUUCAUCGAUCAAGAAAAAUAUUUUUAUCUAAUUGUGUUGCAUAUAUAUGCAGGAAUAUGUUUCGGAAUCGUUUCAGUAGUAUCAGUAGGUACAAUGCUCAAUACGUAUGUUCAACAUAUGUGUGGAAUGUUUAGAAUCGCUAGUUAUCGUAUUGAGCAUGCAGUGAGCAUCAACAUUAAACAAAACAUAACACUAGAAAAUAAAAUUUUAAUGAUUGAGGGCAUAGCUUGUGGCGUUGAUAUUCACCGACAAGCUAUGAAAUUGACAAAAGAGUUGGUGUCCGCAUUCGAGAUAAUGUUAGGUUGUUUAAUAGUAUCUGGAGUGUUUUUUUUUAUCCUUAACUUAUUUCAAAUUGCAGUGAUUCAAAAAACUUUUAAGGAAUUGUGUCCUCCUAUUUGCUGUGUAAUUGGCAUUGUUAUAUAUUUGCUUCUGGGUUGCUAUAUCGGGCAGGAUGUAAUGGAUCAUAAUAAUCGCAUAUUUUCUACUGCGUACAACGUACAGUGGUACAAAGCCCCAAUACAUGUUCAGAAAAUGAUACUAUUUAUAUUACAAAAAGAAACCAUAAAGUUUAGUAUGAUUGUUGGUGGAUUAGUCAAUUUUUCUAUAGAAACUUUUGCCAUGCUUGUUAAGCUCUCGGUAUCAUACUUUACUGCACUAUAUUCUACGCAAUGACAAAGCAAUGAGUUAAAAACAAUAUAGUGAGAUAAUAAUUAAUAGAAAAGCAACAAUAUUUAUGCUUAGAAAGUAGGAAUAAUUUUUUGAAAAUACAGUGUAGCUUCUAGAGAAAAGUUGUUGAGUGUUUACCGGUCACUGAAAUCAUAUCUCAUGAGUAUAUAUGCAAUCGCACUUACCGGCGUGGUGUAACUUUGUCGCGUACCCGUCACGUUAAUUACACGAAGAAUCACUAAGCAAAAUUGCUUUCGCACGCACAAAAAUAAUCACAAAGAUUGGGCGCCAGGCGCGAGAGAUCGUGCCACUCUCUCGUUAGAAUUAUCGAAAUCUUUCACAGAAAAUUUGCUGUAAAGUCAGAGGUAGCAACGGGAUUUGAGUAACCGUUUGCUUAGUCACAAAAUUGGCAGAGAGUAUGGUUUUCGGUGCUGGUUGCAGGAUGGAAUAGAGCGAGGGAGCAUAUAGACAACGCAGUACUUAACGAAAAGAUUAACAAAUAAGUUUUCAAGUUACAUCAUUUGUUAAUGGUUCUUAGGGAGAAUAGUGCGUGUUCCAUACGCGGGCGCAUACAGAAAUCUGCCACGAGGUCGUCAGUAUAAGCUCACUCAAAGAAGGCUGCGGUAUAAGUAUCGAGACGCUAAUUAUAAGCGGAUGAUAAAUGCUGUGCGUACACUGCACUCUCUAGCACUCGCAUACGCAUUCCAUACGUAAGAUGUGCAGUAAUUCUUAUGAAAGUACGCAAAAUCGCACAAGAGAAACACACAAUCGGAAAUACACACGCACUCGACAAGGAUAACUAGAGAAGACAAACCCAACGCACAAGAAUGAUAAAAAAUGUAAUGCGGGACUGAUAAUUAGCUGUGGUAUCGGCGGUCGUGUUAACAAAAGAAACGUAAUUAAUACGCGACGAGAUUGGAUGAAGCAGCGCCGACGAAAUCAAGCACACAGCACUGGAACAUGUGCACCCUUUACUACCAGCGAAACGCACAAAGGCCGAUCACUUGGAAUGUGAUAUCGGCGUAAACCUAUCGUGCGCAAUCCAUCGGAUCGGCGAAGUCAAUGGCUUUACAACGGGUGGUUCGUCUCACCACGGCAAGCAACUUCUCACACGCUUCCAGUCAGGUGGGUCGUCCUUGCGGCUCGUCUCCCAGCUCGAUCCACAGCGAAGUAAACUGGCACCAAAAUUUACCACAGAUAGCAUAUUUUGGAUUUUUCACCCCACGUCAAUCACACUACCGUGCUUCAGCGCGCAAUUUAAGAUGAGUCAGUGUUAUUCAGGCAACCUACAAAUGCCAAGGAACACAAAUUCUCGCCUCUAAAUGAGCAAUCGGUGAAACAAUAAUUAUAGUUUUUACAUACAAAUUGCACCGUACUUGACGGAAUUUUAGAACACCGUUCAUAUUAUGCAAAAAAUAUACAGCUCUUGUUAUCAUUGAUAAAACAGAUUAACUGUUUGUAUUGCAAACUAAUAAUAUAAUUUUUUUAUAAUUUAUCACAUUACGAUAUGUAAGAUUAGAAUUAACACGAUCGAGAAUAGCUAAUUGUAAGUACAGCCGAAACGUUUCGUUGAUGUAAUACAUUAAAUUUGUAAAAUUAGAUUUAAUAUAUUAUUUUUACUUUAUUUUA